AUGGUCCAUCAAAGAAACGGACAUCAUAAUGGUGAUAGUUAUUAUAAAGAUAAAGACGGAAAUUGCGAAUAUAAUAGACAUGAUAACAGUUAUUCUGCACCACACCAAAGAUCUUCUCCUAAGAAUAGCAGUAAGAAUGAUAUUACUAAACUAAAACAGCAAUCAUGA
Molecule: messenger RNA, 168 nt
Organism: Entrophospora candida
Lineage: Eukaryota; Fungi; Glomeromycota; Glomeromycetes; Entrophosporales; Entrophosporaceae
Source: the annotation of a GenBank genome assembly